UAGCAUGCCUUUCGCCCCCCUGCUUGUUCCAAAAAUAUCUCCCAUGCACUUUGAGGCGUUUUAAUUUUAGACUACACAUGAAGAGCAAAGCAACUUUAGCUGCAGUUAGGGGCUUGCCAGUUUGCUCUGUCUGGUGUCGCUGUUCUGACAUUCGUUUUGCCUCCUUUGAUCAAAUUUGAUUUGAGAGCACAAUAAUGUCCAACAAUCGAGAUACAGAGGAUCUCAAUGAGGAGGACAUUGAUGAGGAUGAACUCCUGGCUAUGCUUUCACCCGAGGAGCUUCAAGAGCUCCAGAGUGAAAUGGAUGUUAUCAUUGCGCCAGAUGAGAGCGUUCCAGUUGGACAGAGGCAGAAGGACCAGACGGAAAAGCCUCCGACUGGAAGUUUUGACCACAGGUCGUUGGUUGGCUACCUUUACUUGGAAAAAGAGUCCACACGUAUGCUUGAGGAAGAAAGAGUGCCUGCUACUCUGCUGCCCAGUGAGAGAACUUUGGAGAAGGAGGCAGAAGAGAAAGAAAAAGGAAACAUUGUGGAAGACGGGCCCGAUGAAGUGAUUGAGAAGGUAAUUGAGGAGAAAGUCGUAGAUGGUACUGGAGGAGUAGAAAUAAUAAAAGAAGUGUUUGAGGAAACUGUUGAAAAGUUCAAAGAGAGCAAUGAAACAGACACAGAGAUCCAUAAGAAAGACGAUGAAGUAGAGUUAAAGCCAGCUGUGAACGAGAAUAAACAUGAAAGUACGGAACCGCGGGCUGACAGGGACACAGAAAAGGAAACAGAAAGCCACAAAGAUGCAACAACAGAAGUUAAAGAGGGAUGUAAAACGACAGACACUUUGUCUCCCAUCAAGCUCCGAGAUGAUGCAAAGACGAAUGAAUCCAUGGAUAAACCCCAGCAGAAAGAAGAGAAAAAAAUUAAUAAAUUGAAAAUUUCCAACCUGGCACUGAACAAUAUCAAAAUGACGUCACGGCCUUCCGGAAAUGAGACAAACUUGGAGUCGACGCUUGACAAGAUCCGCAACAACAACCCAUCUGUCACAGAGGUGAACCUCAACAACAUAGAAAACAUUCCCAAAGAGAUGCUCCUGGACUAUGUCAACGCCUUGAAGAAGAACAAAUAUGUGAAAACUUUCAGCAUCGCAAACACUGGUGUCGAUGAAAACAUUGCGUACAACCUGGCCAACAUGCUCCGCGAGAACCGCAGCAUCACCACUCUGAACAUGGAGUCCAACUUCAUAACAGGAAAGGGAAUUGUGGCCAUCAUACGUUGCCUCCAAUUUAAUGAGACUCUCACUGAACUAAGAUUUCACAACCAAAGGCACAUGCUGGGUCACCAUGCCGAGAUGGAGAUCUCACGUCUGCUCAAGGCCAACAACACCCUCCUGAAGAUGGGGUACCAUUUUGAACUGCCAGGGCCAAGGAUGGUGGUGACUAAUCUCUUGACCAGAAACUUGGACCGCCAAAGGCAGUUGAGAAAGGAGGAUCAGAAGCAACAGCAACUUAAAGAGCAGAGGGACGUCAUGAAGAUGUAUGAGAGUAGUCUAAACCUGCCUCCAGGUUUACUGGAGAUGCUUGGGUAUAUACCACCCCUAGAACUCUUGCAGAACCAUGGGUUUGUCACAACACCAACACCAACAACAACACCAACACCAAAACCAACACCAAAACCAACACCAAAACCAACACCAAAACCAAAAGAACUGAACACCAUCCCUCCUGUGGAAGAAGAGCCGGAGCCCAAGAAGCAGCUCAAACGCAACAGCAUUCCCAAACAAUCUAGUGCUGAACCCCAAAACCCACUGAGGGAUGUCCAGCUAAAAAGAACUCCCAAGAAACGCAACCAUUUUCUAGAGUUAGAUCGAAGGGAUGCCAGCAAAUCAGAUAGAGAAAGUUUCCAACUGAGGAAGACUCCCAAAGUAAAGAACGCAGGCACCCAAGGGAUGUCGGAUGAAAAAGCAAACCUGAGCGAUGUGAUAAAGACGUUGAAACCAGUUUCCCGCAGACGAGUGCCUCCAAAGGUUGAUGAAACCCCACGUGAUGCACUGCUCAAUGAGAUCAAGAAGAGUAACGUGGCUUGUCUUAAAUCUGUGAGUAUACAACUGUGCUUGGUAAUUAAUGGUCCAAAUAAGUCUAGAUCAGGGGUCAUCAACAUUUUCCAGACCAAUCGGCCUCAAACUGAUGGAAAGAUACAGCGGGGACCUUACCUUAACUAUGUAUCUUGUGGAGUGGGUGGUACCCGUGGAAUUGGGUGGGGCGUCCUGGGGCGGGCCCCGCCAUGCUCCCCUAAUGGGGCGGUCUUCCCGUCCGGCAGCAGGGAGUCUCUGGGCCCCUCUGGGCAGGGCGUCACGUCUUUCUGCCUGCGUGGGGUGUGUGUCUCUCGCUGGCUUGGAAGCUGGCUGUCACCUGCUUCUCCCCUGUGGCUGGGCACGUCUGUCUACGGCCUGGUGUUGGCCCUGCCAGGCGGCACGUUUAAGUGA
Molecule: messenger RNA, 2468 nt
Organism: Entelurus aequoreus (snake pipefish)
Lineage: Eukaryota; Metazoa; Chordata; Actinopteri; Syngnathiformes; Syngnathidae
Product: leiomodin-3-like
Exons: 4
Coding region: 195-2468 (757 amino acids)
Biological process (GO): pointed-end actin filament capping; myofibril assembly; muscle contraction
Cellular component (GO): striated muscle thin filament; myofibril
Molecular function (GO): tropomyosin binding
Source: RefSeq, a predicted model, not a curated record